Molecule: messenger RNA, 3819 nt
Organism: Monopterus albus (swamp eel)
Lineage: Eukaryota; Metazoa; Chordata; Actinopteri; Synbranchiformes; Synbranchidae
Product: leucine-rich repeat-containing protein 3-like
Exons: 2
Coding region: 410-1267 (285 amino acids)
Cellular component (GO): plasma membrane
Molecular function (GO): protein binding
Source: RefSeq, a predicted model, not a curated record
CGAAAUCUGAGAUUGAUGCGCAUGUAGUGAGGAUGAGAGCUGAUGAUGGCACGCCCCCAUGCUACACGCACACGCACACGCACACACACAGACAGUGUAUUUGGCCACAGCUUUAGUGCUGAACAAGAGUCAGGGACGAAGCCGUCUGCAGGCGACAAAUACGGGAUUCACAAACGAUUGUUUUGUCAUAGAUUUUUCAGAAAUGUGUCUGUACUGAAAAUGAUCAUGUUCAGUUUCCCGUCGGACAAGAAACGAAGACAAACUGCCAGCGGAGUCUAAAAAAACAUCUUCAUCCGUCCUCUGGAUCUCAAACUUGGCAAGAAACCGUUUUCAGUUGUUCAGAUUUUCCUGGUGCAACUGUGUGUCUCUGACUGGGACCUGGUGUGUGUCAGGGGGCUAUGUUGAGGCGAUGUGCACAGGCUGGUGUGAGGAGAGAUGUGCCAGCGUCAGUGGAGGAGGAUGGGAAGGUAAAGGAGUGGAUCUUCAUUUAUGGCUGUGGGCGUCACUCUUGUUCUCAACUCUGUGGGGCCAAGUGUACCCCCAGUGCCCAGACAGCUGCCACUGCGCCUGGGACACAGCCACAGUGCUGUGCUCAGAUGCUGGCCUACGGGAGAUCCCAGAGGGGAUCCCACCAGAAACUGUUUCUCUCCACCUGGAACGCAACUACAUUCGGAACAUCCCCGAGAGUGCUUUCAGCAACCUAGUUCACCUGCAGGACCUCUAUCUGUCCCACAACCGCAUCGACUCACUUGCCUCAGGGGCCCUGCGGCAUCUGGGCCCCGAGUUGCGCCUGCUGGACCUCUCAUAUAACCAGCUGAGGCAGGUCAGCAGGGAGGAGUUUGGCUCCACUCAGGCAAAGACACGCCUCUACCACAACCCCUGGCACUGUGACUGCACCCUCCAGGAGCUGGUGGAGACUGUGAACCUGGAGCCAGAAACGGUGAAUGGGAUUGUUUGUGAGAGCUCUGUGCGAGCAGUGGGCGAGGGGAGCAGGUGGGAGGACCCGGGGUCAAUGGGUGAACAUGCAGGUCAGCCAUUGGUCAAACUGUUGGAUUCUGGGGUGAAUUUCUGUAGUCUGCAGAGGAAGACCACCGAUGUGGCCAUGCUAGUGACCAUGUUUGUGUGGUUUUUUAUGGUCAUUGUGUAUGUUGUGUACUAUGUUAGACAGAACCAAGCCGAGGCCCGCAGGCAUUUGGAGUACCUGAAGAGUUUACCCAGCCCACGCAAGACCCUCACAGAGACAGAUACUCUUAGCACUGGUUUCUGAAAUCGUGCUCUGCUUGAAUAACCAAAUGCCAUUUUUAUGGAGAACUAGUAUCAAAAUGCUUCAUGGGAUUACUGUUAGCUGACUGUGGAAGCAGAUAAUGGGGGAAUAAAUCAUAUACAGCUGUGUUUUAUAAUUGCAAUGCUUUAUUUUAUUACUAGUGAAACCGCCUGUUUUAAUUGAUAUUUUCCCCACCAGGUUCUUCUCAAUUUAAGGAAAAUUAAGAAAUGAAUGUUUCUGUACUCAUUUUACCAAGUGCACUGAGCUGCAAGAAAGCCAAAAGUUAUAGCACAACAAAGAUGAAAGGAUAGAAUAAGAAAAAAGGAAAGACAUUCUUUGAACUUUAUAACCUUCAAACCUCACUUUAUAGUCCCUCUUUCCUUCUCUAUUCAUCUUCCUCCAUGCCUCAUACUGUAUUCUUUAUCUGUCAUUAAGCUCUAAUUAGGAGUUUUUCAUCAACUGACCUUUAAUGAAAGGCCCUAAUCAGCUGGAGCGUUUUUAUCAAGUCAGUGUGCAAACUCAAAAUAUGCGUCUUCAUCUAAUUGCUUUUGCAUUUGUGCAUGUACAUGCGUAUGUGUAGUGUUUUUGUGUAUUUGUUACAGCAGCUUUGACUUUGCUAGCAUUGAUUUUGCGUGGAUAAUAUUUAGGCCUUAUCCAACACAUGAUCACUAAGCCAUUUGUUUCGGUCGGUGCCAGAGGAGAACUGCUGAGCUAAAUUUGCUCUCAGGAAGCCAUUUGUGCUGGAGGUGAAUAGUUUUGUCUCCAAGCUGCUGCUCUGGAGUAUUUGGACAGCUUAUUGUGCAUGCUGUUGUCAUUGUUUGGUGUAGAGACAUUUCAACCAGAUUUAGAAAUGAAUCAUUGUAAAUUAGAUUAGUAUAGCCAGUUAUGAUGAGAGAAGCUGUUUAGUUAUAAUUAAUUUCUUGAAGCCUGUUUUUUCAUUCCUCUCUGCACUGAUUGCUGUGUACAAAUUGUUCCACUUCUCAUUUUCCAUAUAGCUGAGACUAUAAGGAACAGUCUCUGAUAAUAAAAGAAACAUUUUGUCAGUUAACCCAUUUCUGAUAUAUAGGGUAUACUCUAGGUGAAUACCCAACUCAGUGUUAGCUCAGUCUAAUUGGACCAAAACUUGACUUGAUUAAUAUUAUACUUUUUAAAAUUCCACUUUAGUAAUCAUAUUUAGUGUGCCGUAUCUAGUGCAGAGCAUUAUUCUCUGUGGGCAGGAUGUAUUGUGUGGUCAGUGUAUCAAUGUUCACAGUUAUAAAUAGAAACUAUAAAAGAUUAGUCAUAAACGUUUAAUUUGUGAUUAGAACAGUGGUCCCAAAUCUUGGGGGACUCGCACAUGGGGUCACAAAUUCACAGUGAGGGGUCACAAAAUUACUAACGGCAUACAAAAGCUGAAAGUACACAAAAUGACGUUCAUUUUUAAAAACUUUUUUCUAAUGAUUUUCUACUGGAUAAUGUUAGGUGCUUAUUGAAACAAAAUGAGGAUGUUCAUAUUCCCUCCAAAUUAACUGUCAUAACCCUCUGGUCCCUUAAUAUUUCCUCUGGCAACAUCAUGUCAAGUUUUUAUUUGUCCAAUUCCUUUAAAACAAAAUGGCUGUGAAAUAAUGACAUUGUUCUCAGCAGCCUCAGCUGUGCUUUGUGUCUUGUGCUAAUUAACAAAUGUCAGUGUGCUAAUCUGCUAAACUAAGUUGGUUAACAGUUAAACAUUAUAACAUUAAAUGUUAAACAUUAUACCUGCUAAACAUUGUCAUAAAAGCAUUAUCACUGUGAGCAUGUUAGUAUGCUGACUUUAGCAUUUAGCUCAAAGAACUGCUGUGCAGCAAGCAUUGAUGAAGUCUCUUCAUGUCUGAUUAACGUGUACAGUUGUAAAUUUCAUGGUUAUAAUAUACUAUAGUAUAACAGUGCCCAUAGCUCACAAUUGGGUUGGUGAGUGGAAGGACAACCUAAAAUAGGUCAGUUUUCUGUGUACUGUGAUGUGCUAAGUGUGGUGUGUGUCCCUUGUACUGUAAUCUACUUAGAAGGAAAGAUUCAAGCCGUUGUUGUUCAGGGUAAAGACAUACUGUGAAUUUGAGCUAGAGCCAGUUAAGCUAUGAGUAGAACAAUACUGAUUUGUUAUGAUAAAUGUAAAACCUGAUCUUUCAUGGUCACAAGUUAAAAGAUUAGGAUAAAAGGUGAAUAUUUGUUAUGUGUGACAUUAAAAACAAAACUGUGUGGAUGAACCAAUGAAGCAUUAUUAAUGUAAUUUUACAUUCUCUGAAUGUUUCUUGAAUGUUAGCUGUCUGUAAGAAAUCUUACAUUUGAUGUAGAUGAUACCAGACUCCAGUUUCCCUACCAUUAAUAUAAUCUUUUACUUCUUUGAUUCAUUAUGUCACAAUAAUAAUGAUAACACAAACACAAAGCCAAGCAUGUCCUCUGUGUUUAAUUCUUUCCGUAGGGUUUUUUUUUUUUUUUUUUUUUUUUUUGUGAUGUAUUUCUGUUUGGUGAUUUGUUUUUGCUCCUGUUUGUCUGCCAAUUCCAGGAUAAAGUCAGAUUGGAAACAAUACAUUAAAAUAAUA